Uranotaenia lowii is the source of this 1256-nucleotide messenger RNA. Its product is annotated as probable deoxyhypusine synthase. Gene Ontology annotation, molecular function: deoxyhypusine synthase activity. The record is from RefSeq and is a predicted model, not a curated record. Lineage: Eukaryota; Metazoa; Arthropoda; Insecta; Diptera; Culicidae. Bases 145 to 1224 code for a protein of 359 amino acids. Gene Ontology annotation, cellular component: cytoplasm. Gene Ontology annotation, biological process: peptidyl-hypusine biosynthetic process. The transcript has 2 exons.
UGUGGCUUCCGGGUGGUGGCGGAAAGAAGCGGGGAACCAAAAAUAAACAUGUGCUGUACAUUUUUUUAGGUUUUAUUCGUGAAUCCGUGCUUGAUUAAAUUAAAAAAUUGUAGAAAGUUGUUGUCGAAAAAGUUUAAAGAGCCUAUGGAUAACACCGCUGAACCUUCCUUGGCCAAGGAAGCCGUGCUUCAGGAAAGUUGCCGCCUGCCCGAAGGUACCCCGCAAGUGAAAGGCUAUGAUUGGAAUUCGGGCAGAGAUUACGAGGCCUUGUUUCAGUCCUAUCUUCACUCCGGAUUUCAGGCCACAAAUCUGGGAUUGGCCAUUAAAGAGGUCCAGAAAAUGAUAGACUGUCGGGCACUUCAAAUCCCAGAGGACAAACUAGACAGCUAUGAAGAGGACGAAUUCAUCAAACGAAAAUCGAACUGUACCAUCUUUCUGGGCUACACGUCCAACAUGGUCUCCUCCGGAGUUCGCGAAACGAUUCGCUUCCUGGUCCAGCACAAGUUGGUAGAUUGCAUUGUAACAACGGCCGGAGGCGUAGAAGAGGACCUAAUCAAAUGCCUCGCCCCUACUUUUGUCGGUUCCUUUGAACUGGAAGGCAAGCGUUUGAGGGAACAAGGUAUCAAUCGGAUUGGAAAUUUACUUGUGCCCAAUGAAAAUUAUUGCAAAUUUGAAAAUUGGGUAAUUCCGAUAUUGGAUGAAAUGUUAGAGGAACAAAAAAGUAAAGGAUCAUUGUGGACUCCAUCUAAGGUCAUUCAAAGGCUCGGCGAGCGGAUUAACGAUGAAUCUUCGAUUUACUAUUGGGCCGCCAAGAAUCGGAUACCGGUUUUCAGUCCUGCCCUUACCGAUGGUAGUUUGGGAGAUAUGAUGUACUUCCACUCGUUCCGGAACCCGGGCUUGGUUUUAGACAUCAUAUCCGAUUUGAGGAGAUUGAAUACGAUGGCAGUGAAGGCCGUGAACUCUGGAGUUAUAAUAGUUGGGGGUGGAGUCAUCAAGCAUCAUAUCUGCAAUGCCAAUCUGAUGAGAAAUGGAGCAGAUUUUUCGGUGUUCAUCAACACUGCCUCCGAAUUCGAUGGUAGCGAUAGUGGCGCCAGGCCGGACGAAGCCGUUUCCUGGGGUAAAAUUAAGAAAGACGCUACACCGGUUAAAGUCUACGCAGAAGCUAGUCUUGUGUUUCCUAUCCUGGUGGGAGAAACCUUUGUUAAAAACCAUUUUAAAAAAUAAACUUAACUAUAAUGUUUAAUUACGAAUGUUAA